This is a messenger RNA of Coffea eugenioides, 1257 nucleotides long. RefSeq names its product non-functional pseudokinase ZED1-like. Gene Ontology annotation, cellular component: plasma membrane. Bases 1 to 1257 code for a protein of 418 amino acids. The transcript is spliced from 3 exons. Gene Ontology annotation, biological process: protein phosphorylation; cell surface receptor signaling pathway. Gene Ontology annotation, molecular function: protein serine/threonine kinase activity; ATP binding. The record is from RefSeq and is a predicted model, not a curated record. Lineage: Eukaryota; Viridiplantae; Streptophyta; Magnoliopsida; Gentianales; Rubiaceae.
AUGGAUAAACUGAGAAACGUUUUGCCGUUCUAUAAGCGAAAAGAGGAGAAGGAACACUUUCGCCACAAUGGAAGUUUACUGCUGGAGGGACUAAUUUCUUGUUUUGGUGGGCGGUACGAGCUUCCCAUUCGAAGCUUCACUGCCGGAGAAGUCAUCAGGGCAACCAAUAACUUUUCAGAACAGGUCAAUCAUAUUGCCCUUGAUAGUUGGAAGUUUUUCAGAGGGAAUUUGCAAGACCGACCCAUUUUGGUUAAAUUUGGUGAGGUAGGAAGUGGGGCGUUUCCAGCCAGGCCUGAGUUUAUCAUUCGCGGCAUAGUUGUCAAUUCACAAAUGAGUCACCUCAAGAAUGUCUUACAUCUUAUAGGCUGCUGUUUGGAAUUCGAGCUUCCUGCUUUGGUGUAUGCUUAUGCUCCUGGGAUGGAAUCUCUUCCUCAUUCCCUCAGCUAUCCCCGUAACGGUCAGCUAAUUUCUUGGAAAAGUAGAAUAAAGAUUGCAAGUGACAUAGCCAACGUCUUGCUUUAUCUUCAUACAGCAUUUCCUUCGCCAAUCAUUUUCCGGAAUUUGAAAUUAGCCAGCGUGAUAUUGGACAGUAGCGGAGUAGCUAAAUUAUUUGGCUUUGAAUUUUCGAUAUCCCUUCCCCCUGGAGAAAAGAAGAUUGAAGAUGAGAUUUGUGGCACUUCUGGAUACCUCGACCCUGAAUACUUCAAGUCAGGCUUUGUGACCGAGAAGAGUGAUGUGUACAGCUUAGGGGUAUUUAUCCUUCUGCUAAUUACUGGAGAAACACGUGUGUUCAAGGACGGUGAACCAACAAUACCUUAUUUCAAACGCCGCUUAGAGAAUGAUCAACUCAAACAUAUUCUGGAUCCCAAGAGUUUUGAAGAGGAAGGCUACAACGAACACGAGAUAGAGCAGCAUUUGUUGCCUUUUACUAAUCUUGCUUUGAGAUGUACAGAAGAAAAAGGAGAAGAUAGGCCAGAUAUGAUCGAGGUUGCAAAACAGCUCCGCCAAAUCGAGAAGUCUUGUUUCCUUUAUCCAUAUUCAGACAUCUCCAGAUGUCAGGAUCUGUGCUUAUUUUGCAAAUCUCUGAAUGCAUUACAAAUUGACUCAUGUUUUCCUUCAACUCGAUAUCAGUUAAUUUUAACGAUGACUCAUGGAUCUGUUUUCCUUCAACUUGCAACCUUUUUGCAGUGCAAAGCAAAUGGUUUGAUUAAUGUCUUGCUUGAUAACACAUUAGAUAACAGUCUAGCCAAUGGUUAG